GGUACGUACGGUACAGUACGGUGUUGGUCGCCGACGGCUCCCAAGUUUUCUUGUUCAUCAUCACAAGUUGUUCGAAGGAAAAGUCGACCAUUUCUCGUCAAAGAAAAUCCAUGGGUUACUUCACCCAGGAGAAUCAAGAGAGGUCGUUACCAAAAGMYAGGCCACAAGCGGAACGCGCAGACGAUUGAAAAACACGAAAUCGAAAUGUUUGCGGCGAAAGUAACCUUGCGGCAUUAUGCGUCGUUUCGUCAUCAGCUUCGACGGGGUGUCACAUCAUCGACGACGGGAAAGCUCUUCUUUAGGGAUGGAUCAAUUGUGUCGAAGAGUAUAUCCACUGUUAACGAUCGACCCAUGUCAUCAGUGCAGGUGAUGGAAGCAGAGGAAGAAAGUCGUUUUGCAUUAAUCCUUGGAAAACCGGGUGGAGGAAAGGGAACAAUAUCUGGAAAGAUCUUGAAGGUAUGUUCGAAGGUGCAACCAAACAACCGAACCAGGAAGAGAUCUGGUUUAUUUCGGUUUUCUAUUUCGUGAACUCCGUCGGAUCGCAACGUCCGGUCUUGUCGACAAAAUUCUUCAAACAAAACCUUGCAAUUGGAACACUUCUACAUUCCGAAUUCAUUUUGUUCUUACUCUGAAAUGAUCUUCCGUUGUUCAUAAUUCAUGCAUCCUACACAGGACUUUCCGAAAUUUCACCACAUUUCUACCGGCGACAUCCUCCGAAGCCAUGUUCGGGAGGAAACAACGCUUGGAUUAGAAGCUGCCAAAUUUAUGAAAGAAGGAAAACUCGUACCAGAUAAACUAAUGAUUAAUCUUGUUGUGGAAGAAUCCGCACCGUACCUUGAAAAGGGCGAGUCGCUUCUGCUCGAUGGGUUUCCGAGAACCGUUGGGCAAGCUGAAGCACUGGAGAGCAGCAUCCACGUUGAUAUGGUCGUGAACUUGGACGUUCCAAACGAAACAAUUGUCGAACGAUUAUCUGACAGGUAAGCGAUGCAUGACCACGAGUUUGAAUUGUGUAUUUAUAAAUCUGAUACCAAUUUAUUGCUCACUUUGAAAUUGCACGRAUUUCUUUUAGAUGGAUUCACGAACCCUCWGGUCGCAUAUAUUCCUACUCGUAUAAGCCUCCGAAGGUUCAAGGUAUCGACGACGAGACCGGAGAACCUUUGGUGCAACGCCACGAUGACAAGCCCGAAACCGUUCAAGCGCGUCUUGAACUGUAUGACCAAGCUACCUCUCCUUUGGUUGAGUACUACGAACGAAACGGAGUUCUGAAAACCUUCCGUGGAACUCAGAGUGAUGUGAUCUAUCCCGAGGUCAAAAAGUGGUUGCAUUCCUGUUUCGAAGAAUAAAAGAUGUGUUGUGCUACCGUAUAGUAGUGGGUUUGGGUUUAAUACUCCUUUUGUGUCAAGCGACAAUAAUAGAAGCAUAUUUUUCCA
Messenger RNA from Pseudo-nitzschia multistriata, 1430 nucleotides. Lineage: Eukaryota; Bacillariophyta; Bacillariophyceae; Bacillariales; Bacillariaceae. The record is from the annotation of a GenBank genome assembly.